UGAUCACGUGGUCUUGUUUAUGUCCGGUCUAUCUCUUAUCUGAAUAUACUGUACUCGAUACUGUUUGUGGCGUGUAUGUGUGCCAAACAGCGACCAAUCGGUCGUAUCAGGGGCGAAACCGUCCCAAUUGCGAGAUAAAAGUCCCGUUAUUCCCAGUUAUCGGUUUCUCCUCAUUAUUCGAAAAUCCCUGCUCGACCCGAGCACAUCCGAAUCGAGCCGAACAUACUUUUCACUAGAGCAGUCGCCAUUGAACGAUAGAAGAUUGAACGGCCAUUUUCAUGUGUAGGGAGUGCUCGACGGCUCGAAAAUCGCGUUUUAUAUAAUUUUUCUGUACGGAAAAAUUAUCGAAAUCAUUAGUUCGUGACACUUAUGGCUUGUUUAAAUACUCUUAAACACGAAAUAAGGACUUUAGAAUCGAUAUUUUCGAAGAACCAUGAUCGCUUUCAGAUCGUCUCUGCCAGUGUUGAUGAGUUAAGCUGUAGGUUUAUAGGAAAAAACGGUAAAAAAUAUGCAAUCCACGCGAAUAUUACGGAAACCUAUCCGUCGGUGCCCCCCGUUUGGUUUGCCGACUCGGAAGAAACAAGUAUAACAAAUGCUGUGCAAAUUCUGAGCAACACUGAAGGCCUGGACAACCAUGUCCUCCAUCAAGUGAUCAUAUUACUUAAGGAACUCUGUAGGUUGCAUGCAGUGCCUGAACCCCCUGAUUUGGACAGACUGCACAUUAUCAAUUCCCAGACCAAUCGUAUAACGACCAGAUCAUCGACCACGUCCGAGCCGAUGGAGGAUGAAGGUCUGGACAGCGAUGCAGGCGGCAGCGACGCCGAAGAGGACGAAGACGAAGAAGAAGUUGAAACUGAUGAUGCCGACGAAGAAUUGGCCAUGGAUAUGGAGGAGGGCAGGCCCAAAGCGGACGAGAUGGGUGUCGAGCACUUGGCUACACUUGAAAGGCUCAGGCAGAACCAGAGACAGGAUUAUCUCAAGGGUUCCGUGUCAGGUUCGGUCCAAGCAACCGAUCGGCUGAUGAAAGAGCUGCGCGACAUCUACCGUUCGGACUCGUUCAAAAACAAAAUGUACCAGAUCGAACUAGUAAACGAUUCGUUGUACGAAUGGAAUGUUAGACUGAUGUCUGUGGAUCCGGACAGCCCGCUAAGCCACGAUCUGGCCGUGCUGAAAGAGAAGGAGGGCAAGGAUGCGAUAUUGCUCAAUAUGCUCUUCAAAGACACCUACCCGUUUGAACCGCCGUUCGUCAGGGUGGUACAUCCCAUUAUUUCAGGGGGUUACGUGUUGGUGGGAGGUGCAAUCUGCAUGGAACUGCUGACGAAGCAAGGUUGGUCAAGCGCGUACACUGUGGAGGCGGUGAUCAUGCAGAUAUCGGCCACACUGGUCAAAGGUAAAGCGAGGAUCCAGUUCGGAGGAGCGGCCAAGGUGUGCAGCCAACACGGUGGACAAUACAGUCUCGCUAGGGCUCAACAGAGUUUCAAGAGUCUCGUGCAAAUACACGAAAAGAACGGAUGGUUCACUCCCCCAAAGGAAGACGGCUAAGCCGACGUCAGACUGUGCCAACCUACAACAAAAAAAACACCAACCCUCCGUGUAGAGUCCCUUAUUUUUGUUUGUUCUUUGCCGUAAAUCAACUGUCGUAUCGGAUGUUAAUGUCUUGAAUCCCUCAAAAAUAUCCCCUUAUUAAAGAUUGAUUUGACUUAGUGCCUACAGGUUAUUUUACAUUCGCUUCUAUCGGGCAACUAAAACGGUUUCAACAAAGUAUUGGAGAUACUUUAGAACGUGUGAUUACGACGGGUCAAAUCUGAUGGGUUGAUGUUGAUUGACCUAUAAACUGUAGGCUUUUCAGAGACAUAAAGGUCUUCAAAUGAAAUCCGGCUUGUAUAUUUGGUCUACCUCACAAUACGUUGGUCGAGAAAGCAGAUAUUUUCGAACUAUUACCAAUUAUUAUCGUACCUUAUAUUUGCAAUUACGUAUUAAAAUAAUGCAAUAGGAAUCCUGUAAUCUAGAUUAUCUAGAUUACAGGAUAUCACUGUUAAUUGCUCUCAUAUUUUCUGCGCAAAACGAACAUGUUUUUCUAUCAGUCACGAGAUGUUUUCCUGUCCCUUUAAAAUGCACAUUACUUGCAUUCGUACAAAUGCGAAGGAUAAAAUAACGUUUAACAUUUCCAUUUUCGUGUUUGUCAGUUGUGUCGGAUAUCAGCGAUGUACCGAGUGGUCACGCAAUAUCUUUGUUUAAAUAUACUCUUCUAGGCUAAAGAGAUUGUCUAAAGCAAUUAUACACUCACUCGUUUGACAUAUUUCAGGAUACAUCAUUUUAGCAAUGGUUCCAUAUCCAUUAUUGCUUAUUAAUUCAUUUCCAAUGAGCAGUUAAAAGUGCCGGUAGCCUAAGGCGCAAUCCACACAGAACGGGCGUGUGGUGGUGGCGUGGGACUGGCGUGGUGCGGUAGAGGAACAGACGUGGCGCGUUCAAUUCACACUGAAAUGUCAGAACUCAGUUUCCCUCAAUGCGUGGAUCACGGAGUGACGACUGACGAUGCUUUCGGAUUACGAAGAUGAUCAAGAUAUGUUAGACCUUCUCAAUUUAGCUAACAUACAAAGGCAAAGGAGAUACUGGAUACAUCCUUUGUGGCUAGAUAAAGGGAAAACUAGUAGUUCGUUCAACGUUAUGCGGGAGCUCAAUAUGUACCCUGAACGUUUUCAAAGUUUCUAUCGAAUGUCCAGUCAAUGUUUUUAUAAAAUACUGGCAUUAGUAAGGGUAGAUCUUGAAAAGAAAUCAACAAAUUGGAGAGAACCGGUCAGUCCAGAUGAGAGGCUGUUAAUACCGCUGAGGUAAGUUGAAAAAAUAUAUUAAAGUAAAUUGAAUUAACUCAAAUAAAAGAAAACAUAAAAUCAGUAAUAUCAGGUAUUAAUUAUUGUAUCGUAUAAACUCAGUCAUAUUGAAAGGGUCGUUGGUUUGCGGUUGAACCUGGGUUUCUAUUCACCGAAUCUUCAACCCAAGAUUGAGAACCAUCCAUUGGUGGAGUAGUAGCUUCCAGAUUUGUUGAGGAUAGUAUUUGCUCGGCCAAAUUUAAAAUGCCCAUUUUGAAACGCCGUUUCUGGUUAGAGUUCAUAGACUUCAUGUCGGGCAGAACACUGUGUAAAAAUGCCAGGUUAGGAUCAGGAGGAUCAACUGUGGUAUUUGUUUUCGUGACGUUCUGGAUCUCCAGUACUUUUUGUUUUUUCUCAAAAUACUGAAAAGCUUGCUGGUUGACAUCAUUUAUAGAGGUUGCUAACUUCUUUUUUUUUUUAAAUCAUCUCCUUUCCGUGAUGGUGUUUUAGGUGCUUUCAUUGUUAACAGGUGAUCAUCGACAGAAGUACUGGGAGAUGGUAUAGGUGCAUGCGUGGAUAGAAUGUAAUCGGGUGAUUGAACCUCAGUGUUGCCGUUUUCUUCAUAUUCAUUAGCAUCUGUUUCCCCAUCAGCUGAUAAUGCAGACUCUUCAGCUAUGUUGCCUUUGCUUUUGCGAGACUUCAAGAAAGGAUCCAAGAAGAGGAGAUGUGGGGCCAGAUAACAUUCUUUGACUCGUUGAGCUCCUUGUCCUGAUUUGGUUUGUAGUUUUGCCCUAUAUUUUGAAUAGCUUCCUCGUAUAUUCUUCCAGCGGUCUUUACACUCGGAUACUGAAACAAAAACAAAAAUUAUACAUUUAAAUAUACGUUAAAACAAAAUACUGGUCUGUAUAAAGUGAACAUCGAUUGCCUAUUUUCAGGUACUUCGCGACUGGAUGUUCAUUCAAAGCCCUUUCCUUCUACUUCCUGAAAGGUCAUUGUACUACACAAGAGAUUGUGCAUCACACUGCCCAAGUCAUAUGGAAGAAAUUACAACCUGUCUAUAUGCCAAAACCUACACAAUGAAUUGUGGAAUCUUCCCAACUGUAUUGGUAGCGUAGAUGGCAAACAUAUUCGAAUAAAAGCACCACCGCGGUCAGGAUCUGCUUUCAUCAACUAUAAAGGGUUUUUUCUAUUGUCUUACUUGAUGUGGCAGAUGCAGAUGGCCUAUUUCUAACAAUCGAUGUAGGUGAAUUCGGACGCAAUAGCGUUGAAGGAACGACGACGUCUGAAUAUACCUGAACCAGCUGCAUUACUUGGAGAAAUGCAUCCAUCAAUUCCCUACUUUUUGUAGACGAUGAGGCUUUUCCUCUAUCCUCAAAUUUAAUGAGACCCUUCUCUCGAAGAGAGUUGAUAAGUCACGAACGAAAGAUUUUUAAUGUCAGAUGUUCCAGAGCACGGAAAUCAGUGGAAUGCGCUUUUGGUAUGCUUACAACAAAGUUCGGGCUUCUACAAACACUUAUUCGAUGUGAUCCUACUAAAGUUAAUGAUCUAAUUCAAGCAAUGUGUGUGUUGCACAACGCGAUUAAGGAGUGUGAUGGCACAUUCUCAAGGCCCCAAUAUGAAAACGUUAUUGUUGCCGAUUCCACUCCAGUACAAUUAAUACAAAACCAUAGAGAUAUGAGAAUUUACCUCAGCAACUAUUUUAAAGACCGCGCACCAAUUCCUCAUCAGGAUAGAUACUGCGUAUGAAUGGAAUCAGAUACUCUGUAAUAUAAACAAAUCAAUAAACAUGUACCUACUUACCAUUUGCACUGAUUUUUUUUUGAUAUUUGUUCCCAUGCCUGGUCUUGUGCACUUCUGUUGCAGUAAUCCGAUCGUCUGUAAUCAUAUAGAACUGCAUAAUGUUCCACUAGUUCACAGAACUCGAUAUUAAAUUGAAAAUCGUCCCGCAUUUUGAUUAGCAAACACCAAAAAUCAACAAAAGUAGCUGUCAGGUGUAUGGCAUUUGCCACUAAUGUAGGCCACUCGUGGUGUCGAAGUGGUACGGCGGUGGCGCGAAUUAUUUCGCCGGUGCCACAUCACUUCUGUCUGUAUUGCUGCAUAAACGAACAUGUGAUGACACAUGCCCCUGCCACGCCAGACCCUCGCCACCACCACGCGCCCGUUCUGUGUGGAUUGCGCCUAAGAAGCUUCUUUGUAACCCACAUUGUAACUAAGUCUCUGACCAACUCAUCUCUUGAGACUCAUGCUUUUGCAUUACCUAAACGCUAGUAGCAUGUGGCUGUAAUCUCAACAAAACUAUCACUAUCAUCAAACAACUGUAAGAUAAUAAAUUUUUAUUAUCGUUUCGGAUUUCAUGAGAGGUAACCUUCUACAUAAACAUAGAAAUGUUCUAGGCCAGUGUUCAGUGUCCACUUUCUUGAUGAAAAAGUGCAAUGUCAUUGUUUGAAGUUAUUAUAUUUUUUCUUGUUUUGAUUGAAAUGUUUUUUGAACAUGUUUUGUUGCUAUGAAACUAGCAAUACAUGGAAAAUUUGCUUAAAUUGUUUCAUGAAAACCAGAGUCUUCUAUUUUGACAGUGACAUGUUACAGGAAUACUAGUAGUGAUCAAUGGACGCAUUUUACUAAUUCCAAGCAAAAAGUUUGAUAUGGGUAAUCAUUCUGAUUUGUAUUCAAAAAUGUUAUAAGGAAUGAGUCAAUAAAAUUUCCAUUGUCAGAUAUUUUUACUUCUCACGCCUUACUGGCCAGGAAGCUCUGUCCGCUAAUCCUUGGACCGCCUAUAACUUCGAAAGUGCUGAUCGGACUUGGAUGAAAUUUUCGCACACGGUUACUACUAUGCCAAGGACUGUUUUUGAAAAUCGAUCCAGUGGCAGCUAAAAAAAUGCCAAAAAAGAAAAAAGUAAAAAUAGCUUCGUGUUUCCAAGUUCCAAUAGGGGUAACAAAUUUUGGGGUAGGAAGGGUAUAUCUCAGUUUUUUGAGUAUAUUGCUUCGUUUGAACAUAAUCCUUCAUGAACUGAUGACGGCGUUGCGUGGGAAGUGCAGAGUCAACCUAGACGUCAUUUUUUCUGCUACCUGAGUCUCGCUGUAUUUAUUAUUAAUCUGUUAUUUGCCUUUGUGCAAGACUUAUCCUCACUUCAAUAAAUCAUUACUAAUAUCGGGACAUUUUUUAAUAAUAGCAUUGAGGAGUUUAUAGGCCGUAAAGGAAUUCGUCAUCUGUAACCAAUAGUUAGUAAAACUGUUUACAACUCAGUACUUACCUCUGUUGAACAUUUUGCUGGACAAAAUUGCUUACUAUAGUGGAUCUAUUCAUUAAUUUUAUGUACACUGGUAUUUUUGAAUGUGAUAACAAAUGGCUAACUUAUAUAGAUGUGAUUUCAUAUUAUCUAUCUUAAUACCAAUAUUAAUCGAGGUUCAUGUGGUUGGUAUUAUUUACGUUCAGAAUGACCUUCUGUGCAGAUGAGGUCUGAACUCGAACUGACUGACUGUUAGGAUUGUAUUACUUAAUAUUAAGAUAAAUUUUCAAUACAUUUGAAUCUGAAAUUUUCGUGUUUUAUUUCAAAACGGCAUUCUUGCAGGUAGGUAACCAAAAUAGCAAAAUCCAGAUUUUUCAAUCUAUUUUGCAGAAACGUUUGCUUUUGGCAAAACUAGUGAGGUGCAAUACCACUUUCACUAUCUAGCACUAUAUUUCAGUAAGUUAGCUAUUUCCUUGAUGCAAGUAACACUGAAUUAUUAAUAAAACUUGGAGUUGCUCCCUUAGUCCAUUAUCGUUGAAAGAUCGUUUAUUGUUCACAUGGUAUAUAUCAGCAAGGUAAUUUUUAUCAACUUAUAUAACAUAAAAACUAGUUUUACCAACAAAGUUAACUAACAUGGCUGAAAAUAUAAUUCAAAAGAUAUAAAAUCCAUCAUUUUAACUUAACUCUGUAACAUAAUUUGAACCAAAAAUUUUGCAUCAAUUUAGAAAUCUCUCUGUUUUCUUGAACAGUUUGUAUAUCUGUGUUUUACAAGCAAUUUGGCCCUGGAUUAAUUUGAAGCUGUGAACUUGUGUCAGUUUUGUAUACCAUAUUCCAUACUAGGACGCUUCGUAUUUUUCUGAAGCUUUAGAACCAUAGUAUGGUAUUGUUUGUACAAAUGAUUCUCUUGCUUAUGAACGAUCUAUGGCACAAAUUUUUAUGUAAUAAGGAUUAGUUUAGUUUAUUCUAGCCAACUGGUAAGAGUUCUACCGUGGAGUUUAGCAUGAUUAGCUUUUUUGAAACUUUUUUUCAUUUUUAAAUGGGAGCAAUGGCUAUUUUUGCACUUUUUCUAAUUUUCGCUAUAUUUGGUUUUCAUGACUUGUGGUAACCACAGCAACAUUCUUUUUUUUGUACUAGCCAAAUUUCAUGUAAAAUUAUAUUACUUUUUCAUUUUUACAUUAGAACCUUGCCACUUGGCUUACUUAUACACCGUUUAUAAUUUGUAACAUUGUAAAUAUAUACCGUAAUGUUUAGUAAAAUGAUUGUGAUUUAUUCUCAUUUUUUUUUUUUCAUGUACAAGAGUUUUUUAAAACUUGCAGCUCGGUGUACUUGUGUAGAUAUGUUAUUCCUGAAGUAGCUCAUAAGAUGCUCGCUAAGGCAAAGUCACAAUUACCCUCAAAAUUUCAAAUCAAUUUAUUUUUGUCCAGUAUGAAAUCACAUCUUGAGAAGUUAAAAUUGUCAUGUUAACAAAGAGAUAGUAUUCCUACAAUCAACGUUUUUUUCUAGAUCAAGCAUCAUACUGGAUCAUUACUAUCAGUAUUGGGAUUUUACAAAAACUAAAAGUACAACGUUGUCAAUUUAUAAUUGAACUGACUUAAAUAAAUGCAAAUCAAGAAUAACAGGUCUGCAGUAACAUUAGCUGUUUUCGUUCUUUGGCUCUUGUAUGUUUCUACGUUUUCGUAAUUAUUUUUAUGUUAGAAAUGUGACAAAGAGUUACUUCAACUUGGCUCGUCCCUAUCCCUAGUUUAUCGUUAGCCUUAAAUCUUAGUUUAUUGGCAGAAGUUAUCAGAAGAUGUGUAUAUAAAAUACUGUGUAUUCUGUUCGGCUGUAUCUUAUCCACUCUUUAAUCUGUUUGUAUGUGCUUUAGUUAAGGUCAAUAAACUACUAUUAUUAUAAAUUUGUUUGUUUGAAGAUUUAGUGAGCAUUAAUGCUACAAUGUCAAUUUUGUAUAAUUAUACUUUUACACAUUUUUCGAAUGAAUUUACUGUAAUUUUACGUUCUUGUCUAUUAAAAUUAGGGUAUUUAUGGUGA
Molecule: messenger RNA, 8065 nt
Organism: Acanthoscelides obtectus
Lineage: Eukaryota; Metazoa; Arthropoda; Insecta; Coleoptera; Chrysomelidae
Source: the annotation of a GenBank genome assembly